Messenger RNA from Gossypium arboreum, 2008 nucleotides. RefSeq names its product laccase-7-like. The record is from RefSeq and is a predicted model, not a curated record. Bases 93 to 1814 code for a protein of 573 amino acids. Gene Ontology annotation, molecular function: copper ion binding; hydroquinone:oxygen oxidoreductase activity. Gene Ontology annotation, biological process: lignin catabolic process. The transcript is spliced from 6 exons. NCBI's taxonomy places the organism in Eukaryota, Viridiplantae, Streptophyta, Magnoliopsida, Malvales, Malvaceae. Gene Ontology annotation, cellular component: apoplast.
CUUAUAUAAAUUGAAGCUCCUUCUUCAACCUUUGCCUCUCACUCCUAGCAAAGCAUUUUCAUUACCUUCCCUCUGUUAUUUCUUCAAGCGAAAUGGGGCGCCUUGUUUUCUUGUUUGCUUCCUCUUUGCUUCUUAUGGUGGCUGCUAGAACAGUUUCAGCUGCAGUAUUGGAGCACUCAUUCUAUGUUCAAAAUUUGACUGUUACUAGGUUGUGCAAACGCCAGGUGAUUACAGCAGUAAAUGAUAGCCUCCCUGGCCCAAGCCUCCGCGUUCGAGAGGGUGACAAACUCAUUAUUCACGUCUUUAAUAUGUCACCUUACAAAAUAACAAUUCACUGGCAUGGCGUUUCUCAGUUAAUGAGUGCCUGGUCGGAUGGACCUGAGAUGAUCACUCAGUGUGCAAUUCUCCCCGGAAAUAACUACACCUACAAUUACAGAAUCACUAAACAGGAGGGAACCCUUUUCUGGCAUGCUCAUUCCUCCUUUCUCCGUGCCACCGUCCACGGAGCAAUCAUCAUCCACCCCAGGGCUCGCCACUCUUACCCAUUCCCAAAGCCCUACAGGGAAGUUCCCAUCUUGUUAGGUGAGUGGUGGAAUGCUAAUGUCGUUGAUGUUGAAAACCAGGCUCUAGCCCUUGGCAUAGGUCCUAACAUUUCGAAUGCUUAUACAAUAAAUGGAUGGCCCGGUGAUCUCUAUCCAUGCUCUCAAAACCAAAUGUACAAGCAUAGGGUGGAGCAAGGGAAGACUUAUCUCUUACGGAUUAUCAACGCUGCAGUCAAUUCCCAUCUCUUUUACAAGAUAGCCAAUCAUAACAUGACUGUUGUGGCUGUUGACGCUCGUUACACCAACCCAUAUGUCACCGACGUCGUUGUUAUCUCCCCUGGCCAGACGGUUGACGUUUUGCUGACCGCAGAUCAGCCAGUUGGGUCGUAUUACAUGACCGCUAAUAAUUAUGCAAGUGCCAGUGGCACUGCAGUUGGUGUACCGUUCAAUCCUAGUACGACUAGGGGUGUUAUCAUCUAUCAGGGUGCACCAUCUUCAACAACGCCGCUAAUGCCGGUAGUACCGGCUUUCAAUGACACCCCCACGGCUCAUAAGUUUUUCACCGAACUUACCAGUUUGGUCGGUGGGCCUCACUGGGUCCCUGUCCCACUUAACGUGGACCACAAUAUGUUUGUUACCGUUGGAAUGGGGCUCGAUGUCUGCCCACCAAAUGUAUCUUGCCAGGGUCGUCCACCUGUUGGGGCAGCGCUCUCGGGCAACAUGAACAAUGUAUCCUUCGUGCUACCUACUAGCUUGUCUUUGUUGCAAGCCUUUUUCUUCAACGUCGGAGGAGUGUACACCACUGAUUUCCCUGCCAAUCCCCCGGUUCAGUUUAACUACACCAACCCUAGUAUUAACGCCGACCUACCUCUGCUAUUUGCUCCAAAGAGAACCAGCAUCACCAAGGUUAAGUUCAACUCCACUGUGGAGAUGGUGAUGCAGAACACAGCUCUUAUUGGAGUGGAGAACCAUCCCAUGCAUCUCCAUGGCUUUGAUUUCCAUGUAUUGGCGCAAGGGUUUGGGAACUUUAACCCUACCACAGAUACACUGAAGUACAAUCUUUUCAACCCCCAAAUGCGCAACACUAUUAGCGUACCUGUUGGAGGAUGGGCUGUCAUUAGAUUCGUAGCUAAUAAUCCAGGUGCUUGGUUUAUGCAUUGCCACUUUGACGGGCACAAUUCAGUAGGCCUGUCCACUGCCUUCAUUGUUGAGAACGGACCAACUCCCGACACAACCUUGCCUCCCCCGCCACCGGAUCUUCCAGAAUGCUAGACAUUUUUUGUUUUAUUUAUGAAACUACCACCUGACCUUCUUUUUACAAGUUAAAAUAAACUAAAUAUAGCUUAAACUUUAAAUUCAAAAUAAAAAGAAAUUAAACUUAAUACUUAAAUAUGAUAUGUAAAAUUCAAAACCCAAUUCAAAAUCAAUUUAAUAAAAAUAUUUGCUAACAUUGCAUUUUUGCCAUA